Molecule: messenger RNA, 455 nt
Organism: Neltuma alba
Lineage: Eukaryota; Viridiplantae; Streptophyta; Magnoliopsida; Fabales; Fabaceae
Exons: 2
Coding region: 67-384 (105 amino acids)
Source: RefSeq, a predicted model, not a curated record
GAUUCGCAAGUCCUACAGACUUCAAGGUAGGUGGAAACGCUUAUGGAGAAAUAAACAAGACAUUGAAUGAAGCGAUGGUGGAGGCAGCGAAAUCAGGGCCUGCAGGUACCAAGAAAUUUGCAACAAAAGAAGCAAUCUUUAGUUGGGAAUUGCUGUACACUCUUGUACAGCGCACGCCGGAUCUGUCCCCGCAAUUCUGUAGAGUGUCUAUAUGGCAUCAUGAAACUUAUUCCAAAUGAAAAUACCACACGCAGAGGAAGAAUUCGGAAUCCGAGCUGCUGUUUGAGAGUCGGAACAGAACGAUUUUAUCACAAGGGCAAACUGCCUCCCACCGGCGGUUCUGCCUCCGAAGUUAACGUCAUAAGAAGAGCUUGGAAGUUCUAGUUGAUGAGUAUAGAAUGUGCUCCCCAGUUAUAUAGGCGGCAACUGCUCGAUCAGCAAAGCCAACGAUCCCU